Molecule: messenger RNA, 4371 nt
Organism: Anas platyrhynchos (mallard)
Lineage: Eukaryota; Metazoa; Chordata; Aves; Anseriformes; Anatidae
Gene: NLN
Product: neurolysin
Biological process (GO): peptide metabolic process; proteolysis
Cellular component (GO): mitochondrial intermembrane space
Molecular function (GO): metalloendopeptidase activity
Source: RefSeq, a predicted model, not a curated record
GCCCUUCCUCCUCCUCCUCCUCCUCCUCCUCCUUCUCUCUCCUCCUCCUCCUCCUCCUCCUCCUCCUCCUCCUCCUCCUCCUCCUCCUCCUCCUCCUCCUCCUCCUCCUCCUCCUGCGGCCCCGCCCCCCAUGCUGGCCCUGUGCGCGGCUCGCAGGUCCAUUGGGCCACGGCUUGUGUUGAGAAUGACAUUAGGAGCAGAAAUCACUAGCCAGCUCAAGGCUUCUUCAUACAUCGCAUCAGGCCGAAAUCUUCUGAGAUGGGACCUCUCACCAGAGCAAAUUAGAUCAAGAACUGAAGAACUAAUCAGGAAGACAAAGCAUGUAUAUGACAGCGUUGGGAUGCUUGAUAUUGGGGAAGUAACACAUGAAAAUACUGUACGGGCCUUGGCAGAUAUAGAAGUAGAAUAUGCAGUGGAAAGGAGCAUGUUGGAUUUUCCCCAGCAUGUUUCACCAGACAAAGAGGUACGCUUAGCAAGUACAGAAGCUGACAAAAAACUUUCCAAUUUCGAUGUGGAGAUGAGCAUGAGAGAAGAUGUAUUUCAGAAGAUCGUUUAUUUGCAGCAAACCUGUGAUCUUGAAAAUGUAAAGCCCGAAACAAAACGGUAUCUAGAAAAAUCGGUUCAAGUGGGAAAAAGAAACGGACUCCAUCUUCCUAAAGAAGUGCAGAAUGAAAUAAAGACAAUGAAGAAAAAAUUGAGUGAGCUGUGUAUAGACUUUAACAAGAACCUGAAUGAGGAAAACACAUACCUGGUAUUUUCUAAGGAAGAACUUGAAGGCCUUCCUGAUGACUUUAUUAACAGUUUAGAGAAGACUGAGGAAGACAAAUAUAAAGUUACUUUAAAGUAUCCCCACUAUUUUCCUGUUAUGAAGAAGUGCUGCAUUUCAGAAACCAGGAGAAAAAUGGAAUCUGCCUUUAACACAAGAUGCAAAGAGGAGAACACAAAAAUUCUUCAGCAAUUGCUUCCACUAAGGGCAAAAGUAGCAGAACUGCUUGGUUAUAAUACACAUGCCAACUUUGUCCUGGAGGUAAACACUGCAAAGAGCACAGAUAACGUAACAACCUUCUUAGAUGAUUUGAGUAAAAAGCUAAAGCCAUUGGUUGAGAAGGAAAGAGAAUUCAUUCUAGAUUUGAAGAAAAAGGAGUGUAAAGAAAGAAAUUUUGAUUAUGAUGGAAGAAUCAAUGCAUGGGAUCUUCAUUAUUAUAUGAACAAAACAGAAGAGCUGAAGUACUCUAUAGAUCAAGAGAAGCUGAAAGAAUAUUUCCCAGUUGAGGCUGUUACAGAAGGCUUACUGAAUAUUUACCAGAAUCUGCUUGGACUUGUAUUUGAGCGAGUAGAAAGUGCACAUGUUUGGCACGACAGUGUUACUCUUUAUACAGUAAAGGACAACUCAACAGGAGAAAUGUUAGGGCAGUUCUAUUUGGACCUCUACCCCAGAGAAGGAAAGUAUGGACAUGCAGCAUGCUUUGGUCUGCAACCUGGCUGUCUUCUCUCUGAUGGAAGCAGAAUGAUGUCGGUAGCUGCUCUGGUAACCAACUUCACAAAACCAGCAUCAGAUCGCCCAUCGUUGCUGCGACAUGAUGAAGUAAAGACUUACUUCCAUGAAUUUGGUCAUGUAAUGCAUCAGAUAUGCGCACAGACUGAUUUUGCAAGGUUUAGUGGAACUAAUGUGGAAACAGACUUUGUAGAAGUACCUUCACAAAUGUUUGAGAACUGGGUGUGGGAAAAGGAACCACUACAACAAAUGUCAAGGCAUUAUAAAGAUGAGAGCCAUGUUGCAGAUGCUCUCCUUGAGAAACUUGCUGCCUCUAGACUGGCUAAUACAGGUCUCUUAACCCUCCGUCAAAUUGUUUUGAGCAAGGUCGACCAGGCACUCCACACAAAGCCAUCUCUUGACCCAGCAGAUGAAUAUGCCAAAUACUGUAUGGAGAUUCUGGGAAUUCCUGCAACUCCAGGCACAAACAUGCCAGCUACUUUUGGACAUCUGGCUGGUGGUUAUGAUGGCCAGUACUAUGGAUAUCUGUGGAGUGAAGUGUUUUCCAUGGACAUCUUUUACAGCUGCUUUAAGGAAGAAGGCAUAAUGAAUCCAAAGGCUGGAAUGAGAUACAGAAACCUUAUUUUGAAACCUGGAGGAUCUUUGGAUGGGAUGGAUAUGCUUCAGAAUUUCUUGGAUCGUAAACCAAGCCAGAGAGCUUUCCUGUUGAGUAAGGGACUAUGUGUUCAGUAAAAUUGUGGGGACUAUGUGUUCAGUAAAAUUAUGGUUUCUUUGUAAUGGCAUAUACGUAUGGAAUGAGCUGGAAACGUCAGUGUGUUUCACAUCUUAACUAUGUACCACUUUAGGCAAAUCAGGUUGCUUUUUCAUGAUUUUUUAAAAUGUAUAAAUAAAAAUGUGAUUUUUAAAUUGCACAGGACUACAAAAUUCAACACAACAGGGAAAAAAGUAAUUCUGAGAUGUGCUGAAGCUGAGAAAUUUGGAUGGUAAUUUUUUUUCUGGAAUUAAUGUGAGAUAACGCUAAUCAACAUGGGGAUUUGAUGCCUUGUUUCUCUUUUAAUAGAUGCACUUAAACUGUCAUGUGAAUGGAUUUCAAAACUGGGGAUAAAAAGAACACUACCAGCAAUAAAAAAAAAAAAAAAAAGAAAAAAACAUUUUAUAUUCUGUAUUAUUCUCUUGUAUUUAUGGCUCACAAAUGUUUUUGAUGGAGUGGAACUUUAUUUGAUUUCAUCAUGGUUUGGGUUCAGUCUAGCUUUCUGACAAAAUUCAAGACUGAGAACCUGUGCCAGACAGCUUUACAGCAGACAUACUUGUGUAAUACUUCUACAUUUCAUUUUGGUGCAUGCUAAAUUCUUGUAUUAUUUAUAAAUUUAUACAGUAUAAUUUAAAAAAAAAAAAAAGCCAAUUAUCAUCUGAGCUAAAUAGAGGAUAACCACUCAGAAUAUGACCUUGUCAGUUCUCCCACUGCUUUUCAUUUUUUGUUGAUGAUCACAAAUCAGAUCUUUGUUAGGUCGUUGUUUUCCCAGCUAUAUCAUCACAGGCACUAAAAAGUUAUAUACUAUAGCAAUUAUAAUGGUUUUGGUUCGUUUGUGAAAAUUUUCGAGAUAUGUAUAAGGAAAGUUGUGUCCCCAGUGGGAAUGGUAAAAGUCAAUGCCAGAUAUUCUUAUUGGGCCUUUCCAGUCUGGCAUGCAGAAGUGCAACAGAACAACUUCACAGAUUUGAUGGUUUCAGCUAUGGGAGUAGGAAAGUAAUCAAGGAAUUAUUUUGAAGUUUUUCUGUGAGAUCAUGCCAAUUCUUACACCACUGAAACAAAGCUGAUAGUUCAACUGCACUUUUCUUGUCUUUAGAUAUAAUACCUUACUUUGGUUUUGGUAUUGCAACAUUUUUUGUGAUCAAACUUUAACUUUGGUUACUAGCUAAUAGAUUUUAGACAUUUGAUUCAGAGCCGUGAACAUGGCUAAUAUUUUAUUUAUUUGUUCAAACACAAAGUAAGAAAAUAUGCCUGGUAAACUCAAAAGAUUCCUUCCUCUUUUUUUUUUUUUUUUUUUUCAAAAGAAAACUGAAAGCAUUCACUUUAGGUCAAAUCUAUGUGUUUGAGAAAAACAACAGUUGUUAAUGUUCACUUGAAACUUUUUUGUGUUUUUCUUUUGAAGCAUUUAAGCUGAGAAAAGCAGAAGAUCUUCAUUGGUUUCUACUUAAUUUUUGUUCCAAGAUGGAAUAUUUGACAGGACUUACUUCUGAACCACAGUAGUUAUGGAUGUGAGGAAACACAAGUUUUUAGCCAAAACAUACUUAUUUUGUAGUUUCAACAAAGCACAUAAUUAAGUCAGUUCUAACUCUCAUAAUCAGUUGCAGUUCUAGACUCCAGUUCUGCAGUGUCAAGGAAAAGUAAUACAUGAAAAUCACAUAUAUGAGAACCUUUUGAACAGUGUUCAGAACAGCCAUAAAAGAAAGCUAAAGAAACUAGUGGGUGCAAGAUCAUCGUAAAACCUGUAAAUUUAGCCUAUAUGAAUUUUCUCUACAGUCUGAAUGCAUUUGGAAGUAUUUUAUUUUUAAACAAGUGUUUAAAAUUAUUGCAAAUCCUAUUUUUUUUUUUUCCAUUCACCAUUUAAUGAUUGUUCCAAUGAAUUAAAUGUAAAAAGUUGUUUAGAGAUACUAUCCAAACAUGGUCUGCAAAUCUAAGCAACAGAAUUUUUAUUAAGAUGUAAGACACAGUAUUUCUUUUGGAGCUGCCAAACUGACUUCCACAUGAGGGAGACCUUUCUCUGCAUAAACCAGCAGUCUCACUUCAAGGUAGAUAAUUGCAAAUGCAGUAAUUAUGAGCAAAAAUAUGUGGUGAUGACAUUUAAAAGUUAAAUACAGAACAGUACUGAUGCUGA